This is a messenger RNA of Camellia sinensis, 1737 nucleotides long. It is a transcript of the gene MOT2, whose product is annotated as sulfate transmembrane transporter. The record is from RefSeq and is a predicted model, not a curated record. Gene Ontology annotation, molecular function: molybdate ion transmembrane transporter activity. Gene Ontology annotation, biological process: molybdate ion transport. Lineage: Eukaryota; Viridiplantae; Streptophyta; Magnoliopsida; Ericales; Theaceae.
UAAUCAACCUGGAGGCCUCGCUGGGUUGGUUAAUCAACUUGGUCCCCUCACUGAUAACACUCUCUCUCUGUCUCUCUCUCUCUCUCUCUCCUCAUUUCAGAUUGCAAAUUGAAUCGGAGAGAGGGAUGGAGGAGGAAGAGGAGCAACAAUCAUCGACCCAAACCACCCCUCUCCUCGGCCUUCCACGGUGGCGCCACCGCCUCACUACUCUCCCAUGCGCCACCAACCUCCGCCUCAAAACCACGAUCUGGUCCGAACUCGGGGGCUCCGUCGGCGACCUCGGCACGUACAUCCCCAUAGUCCUAGCCCUAACCCUAGUCUCCCACCUCGACCUCUCCACCACUCUCAUCUUCACCUCCCUCUACAACAUCUCCACCGGCCUCCUCUUCGGCACCCCCAUGCCCGUCCAACCCAUGAAAUCCAUCGCCGCCGUCGCCAUCUCCGAAUCCCCUCACCUCACUAUCCCCCAAAUCGCCGCCGCCGGAAUCUCCACCGCCUCCGUGCUCCUCCUCCUCGGUGCCACCGGCCUCAUGUCCUUCUUCUACCGCUUCAUCCCCCUCCCCGUCGUCCGCGGUGUCCAGCUCUCCCAAGGCCUCUCCUUCGCUUUCUCCGCCAUCAAGUACGUCCGCUUCAACCAAGAUUUUGCCUCCGGUAAGUCUGGUUCUCCCCGAGACUUUCUCGGCCUCGAUGGCCUUGUUGUUGCACUUUUUUCUCUCUUUUUUCUUGUACUUUGUACUGGGUCAGGCGAUUCUGUUGAUGAUGAACAAUCGAACCCUUCCUUGAUUCAAUCUGAAUCUCAAUCUCAACGCCGAGUUCGUCGUAGAUUAAGGGUUCUGUAUGCCAUUCCGGGUGCUCUUAUUGUGUUUUUGUUUGGGUUGGCCUUGUGUUUUCUUCGAGACCCUUCAAUUUUCAAGGACCUUCAAUUGGGUCCGUCUAAGAUACAAUUGGUGAAAAUUAGUUGGGAGGAUUGGAAGAUUGGAUUCUUUAGAGCUGCGAUUCCGCAGAUCCCAUUGUCUGUAUUGAAUUCUGUGAUUGCUGUGUGUAAAUUGUCUGCUGAUUUGUUUCCUGACCGAGAAGUGUCGGCCACGACCGUUUCGGUGAGCGUUGGAGUGAUGAAUUUAGUUGGGUGUUGGUUCGGGGCAAUGCCGGUUUGCCACGGUGCUGGGGGGUUGGCAGGGCAGUACCGGUUCGGUGGACGGAGCGGGGCGUCUGUGGUGUUUUUGGGGGUUGCGAAGCUUGUAAUUGGGCUUGUUUUGGGGAACUCGUUUGGGAGAAUUUUGGGUCAGUUUCCAAUUGGGAUUCUUGGGGUGCUUUUGCUUUUUGCUGGGAUUGAGUUGGCUAUGGCUUCAAGAGAUAUGAAUACAAAGGAAGAGUCUUUUGUGAUGUUGGUAUGUGCUGCUGUGUCACUCACUGGGUCUAGUGCUGCUUUGGGAUUUGGGUGUGGCAUUUUGUUGUUUUUGCUUCUGAAGCUGAGGGAAAUGGAUUGCCAGAGUUUACGGCUUCUCAAAUUUAAGUCUGAAUCUUCUUCUCAUGAUGAAGCUGCCCGCUUUCAGCCCUUGGAAGUUUAGGGAGUAUAGUUAUUGUGAUUUGUUUCUCUGUAAAAUAUUGCAUUAUUCUCAUUGUGUUUGGCAUUUAUGUCCUGAUUUAAACCUUUGUUAUCUCAUAGAAUUGCAUAUAAUUGCAUGUAAUGUAUCAAUAUUUGGCAUUUAUGUCCUGAUUACAGCCCUCAUUCUCUCA